AUGGGACUUGUUGAAAUCUUACGUUACUGCACUUGUCGCGGAGUUUACACCGAUGACUGUCCCUGGCUCGUCCCGGCUAUUUCCACCCUGGAUCGGUGGCUCAAGGCUUACUACGAAGGCGGAACCGAGCGUGGAAAGCGUUCCGUUCACUCGGAACGCAAUCUGCAUUUGCCCGCUAUAAACAAGUGCGUAAUGAAUGCCAUGCUGUUAUAA
Dibothriocephalus latus is the source of this 213-nucleotide messenger RNA. Lineage: Eukaryota; Metazoa; Platyhelminthes; Cestoda; Diphyllobothriidea; Diphyllobothriidae. The record is from the annotation of a GenBank genome assembly.